UCCGCCUCCGCACUGCAUUCCUUCCAGUUCGUUUCGUUGCCGUUCGCUCAGCGCUCGCUUCCACGGUUCCCCCACCCACCACGCGCAUUCGCAUUCGCAUUCGCAGCAGCUGAGACUUGGGAUAUGGUUAUGAAUUCCAAGACCCUUGUUGCUCUCGAUUCCCCCCCUUUCUUUCCUCACUCUCCCUGAGCUGGUGGGUGGCGGCGGCGGCGGCGGCCAUGAGCUGGAGGAGAGGGGACGGGGGCGUGGCGAGGAGAUGGGUCCUGCUGCUCUGCACCGGGAGCUUCUUCCUCGGCCUGCUCUUCACCGACAGGAUGUGGACACUGCCUGAGGUUACUGAAGUUGCCAGGCCAAAUGGAAGGAGAGAGAAGGAGGAUGAGCUUACUGCUGGAGACUGUAAUUCUGCUAAGGUUAAUGUAAAACGAGAUUACAGGGAGAUCCUACAAACCCAAGAUACCCAUCAUGCUGUAUGGACUUUGGAUAAGACAAUAGCAAAACUGGAGACAGAACUUUCCGCUGCGAGAACUCUGCAGGAAUCAUUUCUCAAUGGUUCUCCGGUUUCAGAAGGGCAUAAGGGUUCGGACUCUACAGGAAGGCAGAAAUAUCUUAUGGUGAUAGGCAUUAAUACUGCUUUUAGCAGUCGACAGAGAAGGGAUUCUAUCCGUAACACAUGGAUGCCUCAAGGAAUAAAGAGAAGAAAACUAGAAGAAGAGAAGGGGAUCGUAAUCCGUUUUGUUAUUGGUCACAGUGCUAUUUCAGGUGGCAUUGUGGAGAGAGCAAUCAAGGCAGAGGAAAGAAAACAUGGAGAUUUCAUGAGAAUAGACCAUGUUGAAGGAUACCUUGAAUUGUCUGGCAAAACCAAGACAUACUUUGCUACAGCUGUUUCUUUAUGGGAUGCUGACUUCUAUGUGAAGGUUGACGAUGAUGUGCAUGUUAAUAUAGCAACACUCGGACAGAUUUUAUCGAAUCAUGUUAAGAAGCCCAGAGUAUAUAUUGGAUGCAUGAAGUCCGGUCCCGUCUUAUCUGACAAAGAUGUGAGGUACUAUGAACCUGAGCAUUGGAAAUUUGGUGACCAGUAUUUCCGGCAUGCAACUGGUCAAUUGUAUGCUAUUUCAAAAGAUUUGGCAACUUACAUAUCAAUAAACAAACGUGUUUUGCAUAAGUACAUCAAUGAGGAUGUGUCUUUGGGAGCCUGGUUCAUAGGAUUAGAUGUUGAGCAUAUUGAUGAGCGCCGACUUUGUUGUGGUACUCCACCUGAUUGCGAAUGGAAAGCUCAGGCAGGGAAUACAUGCGCAGUGUCAUUUGAUUGGAAAUGCAGUGGCAUAUGUGACUCUGUGGAGAACAUGCAGUGGGUGCACAAUAGAUGUGGAGAAAGCGAGAAAUCUCUCUGGAUUUCUUCUUUCUAAGCAGGGCCACCGGAAGAUCUGACAUGACUAGCUGAAUGCUACAUUGUAUAACAGAUCAGAACAUGUUGUACAUUGUGCAGAAAAUGUAUUAGAUUCAUCUUGUAGCAAUAGUAGCUAAGCUAGGCUCAAUUUUGUGAUUGGGGCUCACCAUACACCGAUACACCAACUAUGCAGACCGUGGUUUCACUGAGACUGCCGGUGACGGUUGAGGGUACAUAGGCUGAUCUACUUUUUCUCAUGUUUUAGGUUGCCAUUUUUGUUGUAACUUGUAAGGAUCUAAUGUAUUCUGUGCAUUGUUACCAAGAUAUAUACAUAUAUGCAGAGCCUUUUCACUCUUCAA
Messenger RNA from Oryza sativa Japonica Group (Japanese rice), 1746 nucleotides. Its product is annotated as probable beta-1,3-galactosyltransferase 2. The record is from RefSeq and is a predicted model, not a curated record. Gene Ontology annotation, molecular function: galactosyltransferase activity. Gene Ontology annotation, cellular component: Golgi membrane. Lineage: Eukaryota; Viridiplantae; Streptophyta; Magnoliopsida; Poales; Poaceae.